AUGAGUGGAACUAUACUAGAUUUCUCAAGAAAGAUGAGUGCUCUUCUUCUCUUAGAUUUGAGUGCAAACAGUUUCAGCGGUCCAGUACCGCAACUUCCUACUGAAGUGACAACAUUGGAUCUCUCUAGAAAUAAGCUUUCUAGGAACAUCUCCUUCACUUACGACAAUUUUGAUUCCUUGGGUUAUCUUGACCUCUCAGAUAACCUCUUUGCCAAAGAGCUUCCUCAUUGCUGGAAGCUUAGCUCACUUGUGCGCCUUAAUUUAGCCAAUAAUAAUUUCUCAGGGGAGAUACCUAGUUCAAUUGGAUUAUCAAAGGAUAUGCAAAUGUUGCAGCUUCGAAAUAAUCAUUUUAUUGGGGAACUACCCCAGUCCCUGGAGAAAUGCAAAUAUUUGAGAUUUAUAGAUGUUGGGGAAAACAACUUGUCUGGUGAAAUUCCAGCAUGGAUUGGAAAUACCUUAGCUUAUAUCAGUGUUGUUAUCUUAAGGUCCAACAGGUUUAGUGGAAGCAUACCUUCAAGCAUAUGCCAGUUGACAAGGAUUCAAAUCCUGGACAUCUCUCAAAAUAAGAUCUCUGGGACUUUACCGAAGUGCAUCAACAACCUCACUACGUUGACGGAAGAAGAGAGUCCAAAAUGA
Messenger RNA from Lycium ferocissimum, 636 nucleotides. Its product is annotated as receptor-like protein EIX2. The coding region runs from base 1 to 636 and encodes 211 amino acids. Gene Ontology annotation, molecular function: protein binding. The transcript has a single exon. The record is from RefSeq and is a predicted model, not a curated record. Lineage: Eukaryota; Viridiplantae; Streptophyta; Magnoliopsida; Solanales; Solanaceae.